AGCUUCAAGGUGAGCACCCAGCUCCUCACACACCUGCACAUCCACACUGGGGAACGACCCUACACAUGUAGGGAAUGUGGGAAGAGCUUCGGGGACAACUCCAACCUGAUCAAACACCAACGCAUGCACACUGGGGAACAGCCCUACAAGUGCUUGGAAUGUGGGAAGAGCUUCAGCCGGAGCUACCACCUCCUCAGCCACCAGCACAUCCACUCUGGGGAACGACCCUACACGUGUAGAGAAUGUGGGAAGAGCUUCAGGCAGAGCUCCACCCUGAUCCAACACCAGCGCAUCCACACUGGGGAACGGCCUUACAUGUGUAAGGAAUGUGGGAAGAGCUUCAUGGACAGCUCCAACCUCCGCCACCACCAGCUCAUCCACACAGGGGAACAGCCCUACAAGUGCUUGGAAUGUGGGAAGGGCUUCAACCGGAACUCCACUCUCGUCACCCACCGGCGCCUUCACACCGGGGAGAGGCCCUACAGGUGUGGGGAGUGUGGGAAGAGCUUUAACUGGAGUUCCAACUUGACCAGACACAAACGGACCCACAAGUAAGGGAAGCCCUACAAAUGCCCCCACUAUGGGAAGAGCUUUGGCUGCUACUCCAACCCCGAAUGACCCCCCUGAUGGUGAGGCAACCCCUGGAGUCCAGUGACUGUCAGUCCAUCCCUUUCUACCAGAAAGGGCCAGUCCCCUUUGCCAG
Empidonax traillii (willow flycatcher) is the source of this 703-nucleotide messenger RNA. RefSeq names its product zinc finger protein 3-like. The annotation marks the transcript as partial. Gene Ontology annotation, molecular function: RNA polymerase II cis-regulatory region sequence-specific DNA binding; DNA-binding transcription factor activity. The record is from RefSeq and is a predicted model, not a curated record. NCBI's taxonomy places the organism in Eukaryota, Metazoa, Chordata, Aves, Passeriformes, Tyrannidae. The transcript has 2 exons. Gene Ontology annotation, biological process: regulation of transcription by RNA polymerase II.